Cladocopium goreaui is the source of this 12180-nucleotide messenger RNA. The record is from the annotation of a GenBank genome assembly. NCBI's taxonomy places the organism in Eukaryota, Dinophyceae, Suessiales, Symbiodiniaceae.
AUGCGUUUCGCGGAACUGGCCAUUCUGCUUCCUUGCCACAGCCUGGAAGACUUUCCGCUUUACCACACCGGCUCUCAGGCCGAUGGGCUGCUGGCAUGUUUCACCGCCCUUUGGCAUCCGGCUUUGUUGGCCAGUGCCAAGAAGAUGCCCACCUGGUAUCGGGCCGAUGACCCUCCGGAGCAACUCAACGGCAGUCUGCUGACAAUUCCGGAAGUCAGCGAGACGAUCAUGCUAGCCGGCUGGACGACCCGAGCGGUGGACGAGGGAGCUUGCGUAGUUCGCCAGACGCACGACCGGGAUGAAAUCCUGCAGCAGGCUCUGGCGGGCUUGGGCGAAGAUGCCCCGAGUGUGGAUGCCGAGCUGGCGGCCGACUUUCUGGCUCUCGGGUUUGGCUACCUGCAGAUCGAACUGCUCUCGCGACGCAUGCGGUACAUGAGCAGUCUGGACGAAGUUCAGAUCGAGCGGCAAACGCUGGCUGCCGCCGAAGCAGCCGUGGCCGGCGAUGUUGAGACGGCCAAGAAGGAACUGAGCGAGUGCUUCGAAGUGCUGACCGAAGCCCGUGAGCGGUUCUACCCGGUGGAGCUGUACCUGGUUGAUAUCACGCUCACCGCUGAGACGACGCUGGGUGCAUCUCUGCGUGCGGAACUGGAAUCGCCGCUUCCCACCAACCUGUUAAUCUCAGGCCAACUGGUUGACCGCCUGGCGGAGAGUGAACCCGAUACGCUGGCCGCCAUGCGUGCUGCGUUGGAAGCCGAGACGCUGAGCAUCGCCGGGGGCGAGUACGAAGAGCAAGACGCGGCUCUGUUGCCGAUGGAGGAUGCGCUCGAUCAACUUAUUGCUGGGCGGGCGGCCUACCAGCGUCACUUGAAUCAGAUACCCACCAUCUUUGGGCGGCGGCACUACGGGCUCGCUCCUUGGAUGCCGCAACUUCUCACCCGUACCGGGUUCGAUGGCGCGCUUCACUUCACACUCGACGGGGGCAAGUUCGGCAAAACCGAACGCGGCAAGGCUCAAUGGGAAGGCAUCGACGGAAGUACCAUCGAAUGCAUCGCCCGAGCACCGCUUGAUGCGAGUACUGGAGAGACCUUCUUGAAGCUGACCGAAAAGAUUGGCGACGCGAUGGACGUCGACCAGGUCGCCACCGUGAGCUUCGCGCAUUGGCCAGGGCAUGUAAGUCGGUGGUACGACGAUCUCCGCCGCAUCGCUCGCUACGGAACCGCACUGGGGCGAUUCAUAUCGCUCGACGACUACUUCCACUCCACAAACUCGCCGGGAUUUCUUUCGCAAUUCGAUCCGGAUGGAUAUCAGUCCUCGUAUCUUCGCAACGAUGUAGCGGCCGGCACGGCCAAUCCGAUUUCACGAUUCGUCGACGAACAUCGCAGUCGGGCGAAUCGCGAGUCGGUGGCUGCCUUGCGAAUGAUGUCUCACGCGAUGGCUGGCGAGAUAGACUCGCAGGUGGAGGUCGAGACUAGUGAUACCGCUGAAGCAGUUCGCUCCGCGGCUGAAGGGUUGGCCACUCGGCUGACCGCAGGAAGGCCGGCAUCGCCGCGAGGUUCUCUGGUUUUGAAUCCGCACAGUGGGGCAGUUCGCGACGCGAUUGAAACUGCUGCUGCCAGUGGAGCGAAACCGCGACGUGUGGUGAAGGUUCCCGCCCAGGGGUUCACCUGGAUCGCAGAAGAUGCCCCGCUUCCGCAGCCGUCGAAGAAACAACGCGAUUCGAUUGUCAAAGAUCUCACGCUUCGCAACGAGCACCUGGUCAUUCGGAUCGACGAGCACACCGGGGCGAUCCGUUCGAUCUAUGAGAUUCGCAAGCGGGGCAAUCGCCUGUCUCAGCAGAUUUCUCUGCGGCAAACCCGCGAGACACAUGCUCCUUACCGAAAUCAGCAUGACGAUGGCUCGGAAUACUCCGUGAUGGUUGCCGACUCGGUCGAGAUUGCCCAUUCCGAUGCGGAGUGGGGGCAGAUCGUCAGUCGUGGGCGGCUGGUCGAUCUCGAAGCGAAGACCGUGGCCGAGUAUCGGCAGACAACCAGCCUCGCCCGGGGAAGUCGGGUUGUGGGGAUCGAGAUCGAAGUGCAGCCCAAGGUGAAGCCUUCGGGCGAUCCCUGGCUGAACUACUAUGCGGCUCGCUUCGCUUGGGGCGAUGCUGCCGCCGAUUUAUAUCGCAGUGUGGGGAUGACGUCGUAUCACACGUCGGCCGGCCGCAUCGAAGCGCCGCACUUCGUUGAGAUCCGUGCCCCGGAAGAGCGAACCGCCAUCCUCACCGGAGGGCUACCGUAUCAUCGUCGCGUUGAGAUGCGGAUGCUGGACACCUUGCUGAUUACUGCGGGCGAGACUCGCACGAAGUUUGAGAUGGGCAUUGGCAUCGGGAUUUCGCAUCCGCUGCAUGCGGCGAUGCGUUUGAUGUCGCCGUUGCCCGUGGUCGAGUCGCCCGAGCCUGCGCCGAGUUCAAGCUGGUUGUUUCACAUUGAUGCUAAGAACAUCAUGACGACCGCCUGGCGCGACAUUGUGGAAGACGGCCGGUUGGUUGGUUUUCGCGUGAGGGUGCUCGAAACGGCCGGCCGGCAUACGCAGGCCCUGCUGCAGUCGUUCCGCUCGGUAUCCAACCGCUGCGGGGUCGCCAUGAUCGUAACCAUCGACGGACCCGCCGGGGCGGGGAAAAGUACGGUCGCAAAACAAUUGGCCGCUCGACUCGGUUUUCAGUUUCUCGAUACCGGCGCCAUGUACCGCGCCGUUGCCUGGGCCGCGCGAGAAGCGAACCUGGAUCGGGACGACGCGGAAGCCAUCGCCGAUUUGGCAAAGCGGAUCAACAUCGAGUUGAAAGACGAUCACGUAUUCGUCGACGGCCAUGACGUGACGCAGGCGAUUCGCACGCCGGCGGUGACUGCCGUCACCGUGCAUUCCGCCAGUAAUCCCGGAGUGCGAGAGCACUUGGUCGAGCUGCAGCGGGAAAUCGCUUCGAAAGCCGAUUUCGUGACCGAGGGCCGCGAUCAGGGGAGCCUCGUGUUCCCAGAUGCGGAAUGCAAAAUCUUCCUCACCGCGAGUGCGGAGGAGCGGGCAAAACGCCGGGUGGAGGACCUCCACGCCCGCGGGCAAGAAGCCACGCUGGAGCAAGUGCUGCGGGAUCAGAAUCUUCGCGACGAGCAAGAUUCCACCCGUGAGGUUGCCCCGCUCGUUCAACCCGACGACGCCGUGGAAGUGCUGACCGACGGCAUGUCGAUCGACGAGGUGGUCGAUCAUCUCGAGACCCUGGUCCGCGAUCGCCGAUUUGAUUGCACACCGAGAGUCGAUGAGAUGCUGAUUCGUGGAAUUGCCGCCUUCGUGCUGGGGUUGAGUGUGUUCUGUGCUUCGUGGCUCGAAGCAGCGACCGUGUCGCAGCGGCCAGAGUCAUUCACCGACCCAAGCGAAACCGGCAACGAGUAUGGAUUCCAGGGUGAGUACAUCGGCACCGUCACCGGGGGUUAUCGCCCUGAGCGCGUGGGCCUACAGAUUAUGGCCGGCCCCAACCAGACGCUUACCGCCGUGCAAUACCCGGGUGGGUUGCCGGGCUCGGGGUGGAACGGAUCGCCGAAGAUUCGCUACGAGGGCAACUGGGAUAAUUCGGUCGCCAUGCUCCGUGGGGAUGGUCACAAACUGGUGAUCGUCAACAACGAGGUGUGGAUUCUUAGCGGUGGCGAUGUAAUGCGGGGCAUCAUUCAUAAGAUUCACCGCCGCAGCCCCACGUUGGGGCUUCAACCUCCGCCGGGCGCCGACGUGUUGUUCGACGGGCAAUCGACCAUCCGUUUGCAGGGCGGUCGCAUGACCGACACAGGGUUGCUUAUGGAAGGCGCCGAAACACUCGAUACGGUGGACGACUUCCGGAUGCACCUGGAGUUCCGCACACCAUUCAUGCCUACGGCCGACGGUCAAGCUCGUGGGAAUAGCGGUGUCUACAUCCAACGUCGGUAUGAACUACAGAUUCUGGAUUCGUUCGGACAAGAUCGCGAGUACAACUUUUGCGGUAGCCUCUAUAAGACGCGUCCGCCGGAUGUGAAUAUGUGCCUGCCCCCGCUGGCCUGGCAAACCUACGACCUGUGGUUUCGGGCCGCCCGAUUCGAUGCCGACUUCAACAAGGUGGAAGAUGCACGAAUUACGGUCUACCACAAUGGCGUGAAGAUUCACGACGAUAUUGCGAUCCCCAACAAGACCGGCGCCGGCCGUCCCGAGGGCCCGGACCCCAUGACGAUUCUUUUCCAGGAUCACAGCGACCCGGUCCGCUAUCGCAAUAUUUGGCUGGUCAAUCAGAGCUAUCCGGAAAGUUUCGAUAGCGUUUGGCCUUCGCGUGUGUUCCAAUGUGCGGAAACUCCCAUCCCCUGGGCCCAUGCUGUUGCGCUAGCUGUGGUCUGUUUCGGCACGGGGUGUCAGCAGACUGUGCCACCAGCGGAGCCGUCGGACAAGACCGAAGCCACCACAUUUGAACCGGUUCCUGAGGAGACCGCCUGGAUCGAGCAGGUUGCCCAGGUCAUCGGUGGACAAUCCACCCGAAUUGAAGUUGAACAGACGGUGGUGUCCGAUACGGAUCUCGAGCAACUGAGCGAUCUGGCGAACCUCGAGGAACUGGUGAUUGCCGAAAGCAAGAUAAGUGAUCGGGGGUUGGCCCGGCUGGCCUCGUUGAUCUCUUUGAAGACUCUGAAUCUCGGUAGUUCCGAAAUCACUGACGAGGGGCUGAAGCACCUGGUUGCGUUGGAGAACCUGGAGCUUCUGCGGCUCACGAAUUCACGAAUUGAUGGCUACGGCUUUGAUCAUUUGAAGCUCUUGCCGAAUCUCAAGUUCCUGAUUCUCAAUGAUUCUCCCAUCGAGGAUGAAGGUCUUGUGCAUAUUGAGGAGAUGCCUCAGCUCGAGUCAUUCUACGUGGAAGGUAGUAAUGUGAGUGUGAACAUGACUCAAGCGGCACAGCAGUUCUUAGACACACUCAGCGAAGAGCAACAGGCCGAAGCCGUGAUGCCGUUUGACGGUGGCCCUCGCUUGGGAUGGCACUUCAUACCCAAAGACGACCGCAAGGGCUUGCAAGUCAAGAAUAUGGACGAGGCCCAGAAGGAGGCCGCCUUCAAGCUUCUUUCCAGCGCACUGAGUCAGGUUGGCUAUAAGAAGUCGCGGCAAAUUAUGGAGCUGGAAGCAAUUCUGCACGAGUUGGAGAAAGACCAACCGGGCGGGAACAUUCGCGACCCGCAACGUUACUACUUCACGGUCUUCGGCGAUCUCGAAUCGAAGUGGGGUCUCAGUGUCGAGGGGCAUCACCUGUCGCUCAAUUUCGUGGUCGAUGAUGGCCAGGUUGUCGCUCACACGCCGGCGUUCCUUGGGGCGAACCCUGCAGAAGUGAAGUCGGACGUUGGCGUCGGGCCUCCCAAGGGAACCCGUACGUUGGCCAAAGAAGAAGACUUGGCCUUCAAGCUGUUAAAUUCGUUCGACGAUUCGCAGCGGAGCCUGGUGGUGAUUGACGAUAAGGCUCCUCGCGAGAUGCGAGCCGCUGGGGAGCCGCAUGCUCCCGACUCGGCACCCGAGGGGUUGGCCGCCAAGGAUAUGAACGAAAACCAACUCGGCACGCUGUGGGCGUUGAUCGAGACUUACCUGGAAAACAUGCCGGCCAGCGUGGCGGAUGCCGAGCGGAAGAAGAUUACCGAAGCCGGCAUCGAGAAGGUCCACUUCGUCUGGGCCGGAGCAAGCCGUCCGGGUGUGGGGCACUACUACCGGGUGCAAGGUCCCACCUUCUUGAUCGAGUUGGUCAACACCCAGCCCGACGCCGAGGGAAACCCGGCGAAUCAUAUCCAUUCGGUGUACCGCGACAUGUCGGGCGUUGAUGAGCGGCUGCGCGGCGUGCCAACCGUUCGCGUGGUGGCCGAUGUGUUGGCCCAUCUGCAGCAGCACGUUCCUGAGCCCGAUCUCCUGAUCAUUUCCGGCGAUUUGGCCCAAGAAGAAGCCAAGGCCACCUACCGACGCUUGGCGGAGAUGCUCGAACCGUGGGCUGGGAAGCUGCGGAUGAUUCCAGGCAAUCAUGAUGAUCGCCACGAAAUGCAGGCGGUCUUCUCACGCGAUCUCACUGUGGUUGAUGAGCGGAUUGUGUUCAGCGAGCCUCUCGAUGCCUGGCGGCUGAUCGGGCUCGAUUCGCUCGAGCCUAGCCAGGUUGCUGGGUUUGUAGGGCAGGAACAACUUGCCUGGCUCGACGGGGAGCUAAGCCAGCGGUCCAACACGCCGACGAUUCUGUUCGUGCAUCAUCCUCCGGUGUCGGUCGAGACUUCCUGGUUCGAUGUCAUCGGGCUGCUCGAUGCCGAGAAUCUCUGCGAGGUGAUUACGCGACAUCCUCAGGUCAAGCUCGUCUGCUGCGGUCACGUACAUUUCGAGUUCGCCUCUUCGAUUGCUAGCACUCAGGUGCUGACCACUCCGGCGGCCUCGUUUCAGUUUGCGCCGCACACACCGAGCCAGGAGUACGAUCUUCUGCCGCCGGGGUAUCGGGUGAUCGAACUCGAGGGGAGCGAGUUUCGUACUCAGGAUGGGCUCUGCAUUAUGCCGCUUCUGGAAGCUAAAGGCCUGGUGAAGAUCUACGGACGCCGUCGCGUGGUCGACGGAGUUAAUUUCGAGGUCGAGCCGGGUGAGAUUGUCGGAUUGCUGGGCCCCAACGGUGCCGGCAAGACCACCAGCUUCCGCAUGACCUGUGGGAUGAUCGCCGCCAACGCCGGCAGUGUGCAUUUGGGCGGCCAAGAAGUGACGAACUGGCCCAUGUACCUUCGUGCCCGCAACGGAGGAAUGGGGUACCUGGCACAAGAAGCGAGCGUUUUUCGCAAGCUCACGGUGGAGAAGAACCUGUUGGGCAUGAUGGAAAUGCUCGGCAUCGAUCGCCGCACGCGGCGCCUUCGCUGCGAUGAGUUGCUCGAGCAGUUCAAGAUUUCGAAGCUGCGGAAGUCGAUGGCCCUUUCGCUCUCCGGCGGUGAACGUCGCCGACUGGAAAUCGCACGUUGCCUGGUUUCCAAUCCCAAGAUUCUGCUGUUCGACGAACCUUUCACCGGGAUCGAUCCGGUGACCAUCGCCAGCAUUCAAGAUUUGGUCCGCGGCCUUCGCGAUCGGGGUAUUGCCAUUCUGAUUACCGAUCACCAGGUGCGCGAAACACUGCAGAUUACCGAUCGCAGUUACGUCAUUCGCGACGGGCAGGUUCUCUGCCACGGGUCGCCACACGAUGUGGUGAAUCAUCCCGAUGCACGGAAGUACUAUUUCGGAGACUCAAUCGAUAUUGGUCCCGCUGGGGAUCGGCCGGUGCAAGGAAUGCACCACAGCGAAGCCCGUCUCGUAGCGUGGGGGAACGACCGCACGGCCGCCCCACCCGCAGCCGGUACGAAGAUCGCUGGGCAGAUCUCUGCUGAAGCGGCCGAUUGUUCGUCGCUCCGCGUGGCCACCUUUAACAUCCACGGUGGUAAGGGGGAGGACGACCAACGCGACCUGGACCGCAUUGCCACCACAUUACAAGGCUUCGACCUGAUUGCCGCGCAGGAAGUCCACGGAGGCUCGCUGGUUGGCUCGCCCGAUCAGGCGGCCAUUCUGGCGAAUAAGCUCGACUUGGCCUGGCUGUAUGCUCCGACCGAACGCCGCUGGUGGAGCGAUGCAUUUGGGAAUGCGUUGCUCACUCAAUUCCCCAUCAGCCGGUGGGAGCGAAUCCCGUUGCCUUGUACGCAGGGCAAAGCCUAUCGCAAUGCAGUCGUUGCUGAAGUUCAGUUGGGGCAGACAUUAGUCAAUGUGCUGUUCACGCAUCUCGAUCGCCACGAGGAUCGCGAAACUCAGUUACGGGAGGUGAUUCAGCUUUAUCGCGAGUUGCCUUCGCCGGCCAUUUUGAUGGGCGACUUGAACACCGAUCGUCACGAUCCGCUUUGGGCUGAACUGCUGGAGGAGCCGGCGGUGAUCGACGUGCUGAGCCAGGGCGAUCAGGCGGCCGACAAUCAUCUUCGCAUCGAUUGGAUUGUCGCUCGCGGGAUGGAAGUGGUCGAUGCCGGAGUGAAGGACGAUGGGGCUUCCGACCAUCCUUGCUACUGGGCCGAACUCCGUUUGCCAGAAGAUCGAGUGGCUGCCGCUGAACUCUUGCGGCAAUAUCAGGCAGGUCGGUCGGAAUGUGAGCCAAGAAGGCUUGGCUUCACUACAGUUCUCAGCGUGAUGAAAAACCUUGCAGGCGAGUUCAUCGGUCCAUUGCCAGUGGGUGCUUGGGUGUUAUUGCUCGCCGUAAGCGGCCUCACCUUCGGAUACAACCUGGGCGGUGCUCGCGCCCUGACCGAACACGAAACUUACGUCGCUGGCCCUGCGAAACAGAUGCUGACCGACGGCGAUUUUCUGUUGCCUCGAAUUGGCGAGCAUCUUUGGGUCGAGAAGCCUCCCUUGCCGUAUUGGCUUAGUGCGGCGGCCUGCUGGCUCUACGGCGAGUUCUGUGAGUGGACCGUGCGGCUGCCAUCUGCAUUGGCCGGAAUUGGCGUGGUGUUGAUCGUCGCUAGCCUGAACUCGCGCUGGUUUGGACCUACAGUGGGGCUUCUGGCAGGACUCGCUCAGUCCACCUUUGUCUACAUGGUUAGCUACGCGCGGCUGGCUGAAGCCGACAUGGUGUUGGCCUUGAUCGUGGUGGCGGCCAUCGGGGCCUUCGAUCGCUUUCGUUCGGCGGUGGAUGAGGGCAGUUGCACAGCGAUCCGGCGAUGGCGGGCUGCGUUUUGGGGUCUGAUUGCAAUCUCGGGCUUAGCGAAGGGGUUGCUGUUCGGGGCGGUGCUGGUGGCCGCGCCUUGCCUGGUGUGGGACAUCUGGAAUCGUCGUGGUGCGAUCUCGCGGAGAAUGUUCUCCCUGGCUGGCAUAGCGUUUGUCCUGCUGGUAUGGGCUGCGUGGCCGGCCUUGGUUGUGGCGAGAGAGCCCAUCGCUCUGGAGAUUUGGUACGACCAUCUGUUCGGCCGCAUCUCGGGCAGGAUCGAUUUCAACGUUAAGCCGGUGUGGUACUAUCUCACCACCUGGCCGUGGCAGAUGUUGCCGUGGACGCCGAUGUUGCUCGUGGCCGCGUGGCCUUCGUUGAGACGGGCAUGGCAAAGCGACCGGACGCCGGACCGGUUUCUGUGGUGUUGGGCGCUGGUGCCGGUGCUGGUGUUAUCGAUUUCUCGCGGGAAACAUCACCACUACCUGAUCUACUCGCUGCCGGCAUUGUCGUCGAUUGUCGCUCUUGGGCUAAUGGAGUGUGGGCUUCGCAUUCGAGAGCAAACGCACCACACGCUGGGACUCGCCCGAUUCUAUAGCUUUGCGUUGGCUCCUUGCGUGCUGGUGGCGGGUGUUGUGAGUGCGAUCGUAUGGUCUGAGUAUCGUCUCGACGCGGCCGUUGUCUCGUUGGUGCUUGCCGCGGCGGUAAUGCUAUUGGGAUACGCAUCCUCGCGACGAAAAACGAUGCUGUCUUACGUUGCCGUGGCCUUCCCAGUUGUGUUGGGAAUUCUCUACGUUCACGCCCGAGUGCUUCCUUCGCGCGACCCUUCGCUGGCCGAUCGGGAGUUUCUGCAAAGAGUCGAAACACAACUUCCAGCCGGCGUUGUUCCGAUUGUUUGUGGCAGCGGCGACGUGUAUGGCCGGGAGAUCGCCCGACAUAUUUUCUACCUCGAUCGCCCCGUGGUGCCGGUGUGGUACCCGGAUCGACUUGGGCCGUGUGAAGAGACGACCUUCGUAGUGACGCGGCGAAGUGCCCGCUCGUCUUUGGCCAGCUUGGGACAGGUGUCUGAAUUGGCGGCCAGUACGCACUCGCGAGGUGAACAGGGCCCUAACGAUCGAUUCGUUCUGCUGAAGAUCGAGCCUUCUCACUCGGAUACGGCCGAGUUCGCUUCCGGUGGCCGGAUGCAACUGCUCUCCAUGCAACAGUCGCCCCUCAAUCGCGUUCGCCAGUAUUUCAGUUCACCUGUCGACAGCGGAAGCCUGGCCGCAUUCCGCACUGGUUUCGGUGCGCUCACGGCGUGGAUGAUCUACGGGUUUUUGCGAACCGAAGGUGAUGGGCCGAGUGGUCUGAGUUUCUUGUUCACUCCACCGGAGACGACCUGGACUUUCCCCUACUUCGGGCUGAGUUGGGUGACACCGCCUGCUGAACCAUGGACCACAGUGAUGUUUGUGGUCUGCUUCGUGUCGGCUUGUCUGGUUAGCUUAGGGCUGCUCUAUCGACUGGCCAGCAUCGUGCUGUGUCUGACGUAUUGGCACAUUGUGCUGAUGGACGCCACGCUGUUCGGGAAUCACUUUCCGUUGGUGGGUGUGUUUGCCGUGCUGCUGGUUCUCAUUCCUGCUCACCGUCGCUACUCGCUCGAUCGCCUGAUUGUCGCUGGAUUCUGGCGAAGGAAGUUUCCCACGACGCUUAGCUUCUGGUGCGUCUUCCUGGUGCGUGCGCAGACCUUUCUUAUUUAUUUCUAUGGCGGAGUGUCGAAGCUGCACGACGACUGGCUGCGGGCCCAACCGUUGAAGAUGUGGCUUUCGCCGACGGGGCUGUAUCCGUUUUUCGGGGAUAAGCUAUCCGAAGAGAACUUCACCCGGCUGAGCGAUUUUCUGUCGCAGGAGUACGUCGCCUACUUCUUCUCCUACGGCGGGCUGAUUUUCGAUCUCACGAUUGGCUUCCUGCUCGUGUUUCGUCGCACUCGCUGGCUGGCGUUUGCUUUGGCCACCGGGUUUCACGUGUUCAAUUAUUUCGUGAUCCAACGCGUGGGGUUGGUGGCCCCCAUUGCCUUUUGGGCCACCCUGAUGUUCUUCGAACCCGACUGGCCGACGCGACUCUGGAAUUUCAUUCGUCGUCCCCGCUUUGCGAAGCCCGACUUGGCGUGGUUGAUCGCUGGGGCGAUUGCAGUUCCUGGGGUUGGAGCGCUGCUGGGAUGGAAGGCGAAACCGUACGCUUCACCCGCAACUUCGUCAGUGGCCAGCAAACUCGGCUGGCCGGUGUUUGCGAUUGGGGCUGCUUGGCUGGUAUUCCAGACGUUGUUUCCCGCCCGGCAUUUUUUGAUUCACGACGAUCCGUACUGGACCGAGCGGGGUGUGCGGUUCAGUUGGUUCUUGAUGACUCGCAACAAAGUUGGCGGUUUCGCGCGCAUUCGCGUCGAAGACCCCGGGCUCGUUCGCACCGACGCCAACGGACAGCAGGAGUUCGCGUGGGAAAACUACCAGGGCGAACUGCCGCCCGUGGUGUACCACGAUGUGGAUGCUCGCACGGUUACGUGGAGCGACCUGCCGGAGUUCUUCGUCACGUUCGAACCGAUGAUCGGCGAACGGAUUUUCUUCAAUCCCAUGGCCGCCGGGCUGGUGAAGUCGGCGGAGAUCGAAGAGCACGUUCAGAAAUACUGGCGAAGGACCUACGGGCGCUCAUGCGAAGUGUUUUCCACGUUUCCGUUGCGGCGGCAGUUGCGAUCGGUUCGCCGCAACGCCGCCAUCGCGCUUCAGGAUGAAGAGCCGGGAGCCCGACACUACCUGCAUGUCGUGCUCCAGGCUGACGAGCGUGCGAAGGAGCUGAUGGCCUCGGACCUCAACGAAGACGCUUUCUAUCAACGCUUCUUUGCUUUUAAAGAGUCGCUGUUCGCUUUCCAGCGGCUAGGUCCCUUCUACGAACCGCUCGCUCGGCUGCUUCUGCAGGUAUCUCCCUUUGCUUUGCAGGGGAACCCGGCCUCGGGACUGCGGCCGAUGCUGGUCUACGACCCCGAGUUGAUGCUGUCUGCACCAUACGUAUUUCAGCGACUCGACCGUGAGCAAUGGCAGGGUGAAGCGACCGCACACGCCGACUUCAACCUGAUGCCGUGGCAGUUCAUGAUGGGGCUGCCUCGCGUGCUGCCGGCCUAUCGUCAGGCGGAGCCGCCUUGGUUCGUUUGGAACUACGGACGGGAAUUGAAUGCCCAUCAGAUCGAAGCCAUGGAACUGAUGCCGAUGGUUGUGCACAGCUACGCUCAGCAUGUGGCCGAAUUGUGGGAAGCGGAACAAGGUCGGCGACCAAGGGUCUUCGGCACCACCUUUGUCAUUUUGAACGACCGGCCGAUGCAGAAGAUCGUCGAUCCGAGCGUGGAUCUGGCCGCGGCCGCGUAUUCGCUGUUUGGCGAGAACCCCUGGAUUCUUCCCACACCCCCACCACCUGUGGUGGAAAGCGAGGCAGAAGAGGAAGAACCUGAAGCCUCGCCGGCAACCUCCGGAAGCUAA